GUGGGCGUGGCGGGUCCAUUAGUUGACAUGGUGCUGAUGGUUUAAUUCCGAGAUUAGAAAAAAAAAAAAGAAGUCUUGAAUAAACAGUCAGUCACUUUUGCACACCGGCCGCAGUUCGCUCCGCCAGAGUCAGCCCGUGCGUGACGCGCCAAGUUAAUUCUGGGUUUUGUGUUUCUACUGGAUUUCAAGUGAAGGAGGGCUUGAAGCAGAGCCCGCCCUCACUCACAGGUCCUGGUCUCUCUCUGCCAGCCCUGCCGUGACAGAGAAGCUGCCUCACACGUCAAUGAAACACGGAAUAGACUCUUUCUCGGUGCCCUGCGAAACUGAAGAGGAGGGAGAGGAGCCGUGAUCAUGAUCUAACCGAGCGAAACCCGCAGUUUUUGGGGUUUUUUUUCUUCCGCCGAUUUCUCGAUGGUUUGUGUCACACGGCGGUGGUAAGACUUCAGCGGGGCGAUCGAGAGACCAGGUCGAGCCAGUGAAGUGAAGCGGAUCUUGCGAUGCCAGCCGCGGAUGCAGAGCCUGGCAUGGGCAGGGGCACGACGGUCCCUGCCCCGGCCUUGCCGAGCCACCCCCCCGGCGAACGCGCAGUCAGCGUGCUGUGGUCCUUUGGGAAAUGCCUGGGCGCCCUUCUACCUGUGUACCUGGCCGGGUAUUACGGCUUCAGCAUCAGCGUAGUCCUGUUCGGUCUGAUGAUCUACAUGGGAUGGAAACACAGCCGGCUGGAGAAAGUCAUGCGGCUCAAGUCUGCCAUGUACCUCCUGGAGAACGAGAGGAAAUUCACCACCGAAAACGUCUUCAGGAGCAAAAGGGAUCUGCCUCCCUGGGUCAACUUUCCAGAUGUGGAAAAAGUGGAGUGGCUGAAUAAGAUCCUGCAGCAGGCUUGGCCCUUUGUUGGCCAGUAUCUGGAGAAGCUGCUGGUGGAAACCAUUGCUCCUGCCAUCCGAGCCUCCAGCAUUCAUCUGCAGACACUCAGCUUCACCAAGGUCAACUUAGGAGACAAGGCUGUGAAGGUGGUGGGCGUAAAAGCUCACACAGAACACGAUAAGAGACAGGUUAUGUUGGACUUGUACCUGAGCUACGCCGGUGAUGUUGAAAUCAACGUGGAGAUCAAAAAGUACUUUUGCAAAGCCGGCGUGAAAGGAGUCCAGCUUCAUGGGAAACUGCGUGUGAUCCUCGAGCCGCUAAUUGGAGACAUGCCGCUGGUCGGAGCCAUCACAAUGUUCUUCAUCCGCAGGCCUAAACUGGACAUCAACUGGACCGGGCUGACCAACUUGUUAGAUAUCCCCGGGCUGAAUGCCAUGUCGGACACUAUGAUAAUGGAUGCAAUAGCCUCCCACCUGGUGCUCCCCAACCGUCUCACUGUUCCCCUGGUGGCCGACCUGCACGUUGCGCAGCUCCGCUCCCCUCUCCCAAGGGGAGUCGUGCGCAUCCACCUGCUGGAGGCCGAGGACCUGACUGCCAAGGAUACAGUCAUCAAAGGUUUAAUUGACGGGAAGUCAGACCCGUACGCCGUUCUGCGUGUAGGAACCCAGAUCUUCACCUCUCAUCACGUGGACAGCAACCUGAACCCACAGUGGAGGGAGAUGUAUGAGGUGAUUGUCCAUGAAGUACCUGGUCAGGAGUUGGAAGUGGAAGUGUUUGACAAAGACCCAGACCAGGAUGACUUCCUGGGGAGGGUCAAGGUGGAUCUGGAUAUUGUAAAGAAGGCCAGAGUUGUGGACGAUUGGUUCAAUCUGAGGGACGUCCCAUCGGGCAGCGUUCACCUCCGGCUGGAGUGGCUCUCUCUGCUGUCCUCUGCUGACAGACUGAGUGAGGUGAUCCAGACAAACCAGAACUUGACCAGCAAGACAGCAGAUCCUCCAUCUGCCGCCAUCCUCGCCAUCUAUCUUGAUCAAGCUCACGCACUGCCUGUAAGAUUACCACAACAAGACUCUUUUACGUGCAUUCAAGUUUCAACUGUUACCCACAUCGAUGGAUUUGAUUUAUUGCAGAUGAGAAAAGGCAACAAGGACCCGAGCCCGAUGGUGCAGAUUUCUGUUCAGGAUGUGACUAAAGAGAGCAAGACUUGCUAUGGGACCAACACUCCUGUGUGGGAGGACGCCUUUACCUUCUUUAUUCAGGAUCCUCGCAAGCAAGACAUCGACAUUCAAGUUAAAGAUGAUGACCGUUCUCUGUCCCUGGGCAGCCUGACCAUCCCUCUAAUCCGUGUUCUGGCCACGCCUGACCUCACCAUGGACCAGUGGUUCCAGCUGGAGAAUUCUGGUUCUGCCAGCCGCAUCUACAUCAAGAUUGUGCUUAGGGUUUUGUGGCUGAGUGAGGAUGCCACUCCUACAACUCCGUCUCCUCGGCCCUCAGGGCCCUCCGGGUCCGGGAUCGGUCAGGGGGGAAUCACAUCAGAGCUGAACCCCAUGGGGCCCGGUGGAUUGGGUCAACCUCAACCGACACGACCUCAGCACACUACACCCGACCCAGAGUUUGCAACUGAGGGAGUGCUGCGCAUCCACCUGGUGGAGGCCCAAAGCCUGAUAGCAAAGGACAACUUCAUGGGGGGCAUGGUGAAGGGGAAGAGCGAUCCCUACGUCAAGAUCCGCGUGGCUGGCAUCACUUACCGGAGCCACACCAUCAAAGAGAACCUCAAUCCCACCUGGAAUGAACUCUACGAGGUGAUUUUGACCCAGCUUCCUGGUCAGGAGAUCCAGUUUGAGUUAUUUGACAAGGACAUCGAUCAGGAUGACUUCCUCGGGAGGUUCAAGCUUAACCUACGAGAUAUCAUCAGCGCACAAUUCAUCGAUACGUGGUACACUCUGAAUGAUGUGAAGUCAGGCCGAGUUCACCUGAUCAUGGAGUGGCUGCCUCGAGUCUCUGACCUACCCAGACUUGAGCAGAUCCUGCAGUACCAGAGCCAGCAGUCCUACCAGAACAAGGUCGUGCCAUCAGCAGCUGUGUUGUUUGUGUACGUGGAGCGUGCCCAUGGCCUGCCGCUGAAGAAGAGUGGAAAGGAGCCGAAAGUUGGGGCUGACAUUAUCUUCAAGGGUAUCUCACACAGAACCAAGAUUUGUGAGCGUUCCACAUCUCCUCGUUGGGACGAAGCCUUUCACUAUUUGGUUCGCGACCCCAGAGAUGAAACACUCACAGUGAAACUCUCCCACAGCUGGGGCCAGGCCCUUGGGUCCUUGACACUUCCUCUCAGAGAGGUGCUGGCUGAGCCGGGCCUGGUGCUGGACCGCUGGCUCAACCUGGAUGGAGCGCUGCCAGAAAGCCAGAUACUACUGAGGGUCACGCUCAAGAUCUUGGACACUCAGCUGGCGGUGUGUCGUGGAGCUCCAGGGGACGCAGGUGAAGGCGGCAUAGAAGAAGUCGUUCCCAGAUGGGUUCCUUCCCAUUUAGACCUCAGACAGCGAAAUACAUUCUCCUUAGGUGAUAACGGAGCGUCAGGCAGCCAGGUGAAGCUCACCAUCGGCUACUCGACAGAGGAGAGCAGGCUUUUCAUCACUGUUCACUCCUGCAGAGCCCUGGCAGCCUGCUCAAAGGACGGUGCAGACCCAUACGUUUCAUUCAUCCUGCUGCCUGACAAGAAGGCUACCACCAAGAGGAGAACCGCCACCAAGAAGAGAGACCUCAACCCAGAAUUCAACGAGAGGUUUGACUUUGAUUUCUCUCUGGAGGAGUCCAUUCAGAGAAGACUGGACCUGUCUGUGAAGAACAGUGUCUCCUUCAUGAGCAGAGAGAGGGAGCUUAUUGGCAAGCUGCAGCUUGACCUGGACCAAAUUGACCUCAAGGCUGGUGUCACACAAUGGUACGAUUUGGUAGCAGAGACCAACUAAAAGAGUUGACGCUUCUACGAUUUAACAUUAAGUGUUGCUUCUGUGAUCUGUGAUUUGUGUGUGUGUUUGUAUAUUCAGCUUAAAUGAAAAUGUCCACCUUCACUGAAGAAAAACAUCGAUGACAUAUCUGAUCCACGAAAACACAGUCCAUCAGUAUUUAUGAGAAGAAACUUUACAUGUAGCUUAUCAUCCGUAAAGUGUUAACUGUGCUGCUGAGUCCACACUGUCCUGGACAGAUUCUUCAGGAGAAUAUUUUGGCUGAAUAGAUAUUUGAUAAUAACGCAACUAUGUUGCAAAACCUACCAAGUUUAUAUUUGUUUAAAAGCAUGUCCAAGUCCUCUUUGAAUUUUAUUUACAAAAGGGCUUAUGCUGUGAUUAAGAUCCUAAAGGAAUGACACUGUUUUAUGGAUUUACAGCAUCCAACACCAAGAGAUUCCUUUAAAUUUUAUUUUUUACAAUCUUCAAAUAGAUCCUGAUAUGACUUUGUUUAUAUAUAUUGCCUUAAGUAUUACAAAAACUGUGCACAAUUUGUCAGUGUUUAUGAAUUAUGUUCCAAAUGAAGUUUUAUAUGUUUUAACCAGUGCUCUCUUAAAGUUGCUUUUGUAAAACAAAGUAUUACAAACCUAGACCCUCAUAUAUUACCACUGAAAACAGAGGUAUGAUACUGUAAGCAGAGUCUAAAUCACUGUGCUUUUAUGAAGAGAAAAACUUUGUAGAUACUGAAAACACA
This is a messenger RNA of Acanthopagrus latus (yellowfin seabream), 4554 nucleotides long. It is a transcript of the gene esyt1a, whose product is annotated as extended synaptotagmin-like protein 1a. The record is from RefSeq and is a predicted model, not a curated record. Lineage: Eukaryota; Metazoa; Chordata; Actinopteri; Spariformes; Sparidae. The transcript has 30 exons. Bases 498 to 3824 code for a protein of 1108 amino acids. Gene Ontology annotation, biological process: lipid transport. Gene Ontology annotation, molecular function: lipid binding.